Molecule: messenger RNA, 933 nt
Organism: Trichomonas vaginalis G3
Lineage: Eukaryota; Parabasalia; Trichomonadida; Trichomonadidae
Product: regulation of microtubule-based process
Exons: 1
Coding region: 1-933 (310 amino acids)
Source: RefSeq, a predicted model, not a curated record
AUGUUUUUCAUCAGGAAAGCAACACAUGCUGGUGAAUGGUAUCCAACAGAUGAUCAACUCAAGAUCAUGCUGGAAGCAUCAUUUCAUUAUGCACAACCAAAACCAAAUGCAGAUUUAGGCUUGAAAGGAGUUAUUUCUCCACACUCUUGUUAUCAAGUGUGUUUAAGAACAGCCGCAUAUUCUUUUUCAUGCAUCAAUCCAGAUAAAUUCGAAAGAAUUAUUAUUCUUGGAACAUGUCAUCAUAUUGCAUUAAAAGCUGGCUUAGUUUCUCAUGCAACCGAAGUCGAAACACCAUUUGGCAAUCUACAAGUCGAUACAGAAGUUACAGAGAAAUUAGCAACAGAAUAUGGCGAAGCAAUUCAAUGGAUGGAUCAAAAAGUCGAUGAGAACGAACAUUCUCUCGAAAUGCAAUAUCCUUUGAUCAAGUAUAUUUGGCAAGACCGUCCAGUAAAAAUUAUUCCAAUGUUGAUAGGAUCAUUAAGCGAACCAAGAGAAAUAGAGAUUGCAGAAGCUCUUAGCCCAAUCAUUACAGACGAAAAAACAUUUUUCAUCAUAUCAUCAGACUUUACUCAUUGGGGUGAAAUAUUCCAUCAUACUCCAAUUCAAUCUACGAAAAAGAAACAGCUCUCGCAACAAUUGCAGAUAGCUGAUGAACGUUCAAUUGGUAUUAUUCACCAAUUUAACUACGAGCACUUCCGCUUUAUUUGCGAAGAAAUUCAUGGCUCAAUUUGUGGUUGCUAUUCUAUUUGUUUGAUGCUAAGAAUAUUAGCAGAGGGAUAUGAAUUUGAAGUUUUUGAUAGAUCAGAACUUUGUGAAUUAAGAACAAUGAAAGAUUUCUCUAUUUCAUAUGUUGCUGCUGGAUUUUAUGAUAAAUCACAGAGACCAGCACCAGAAAAGGCACCUGAAGAAGAUAAUCAGGGUAUGAUGAUGUAA